Molecule: messenger RNA, 3817 nt
Organism: Pongo pygmaeus (Bornean orangutan)
Lineage: Eukaryota; Metazoa; Chordata; Mammalia; Primates; Hominidae
Gene: TMEM106A
Product: transmembrane protein 106A
Exons: 8
Coding region: 602-1390 (262 amino acids)
Source: RefSeq, a predicted model, not a curated record
AGGGGCUGGGGCGGGACUUCCCUGGGCACUGAGUCAAAGCUUGAGGGGAGUGUCCGCUCCCGCAUUUUCGAUUCCGCUCGCUGCCGUUUCUGUCGCUGCAGUCGUACGCGGGUAAGGCCCUCCCUAGACCCUUUAUACCUGCAUUACCUUUCGGAGGUCAAGACACCUCCUGUUGCCGCCUCCUCGCCCAACACACAGGCGCCCCCCGCACGGGUACCAAGCUUGACUAACGGCCUCUCGGGGUGUGUGGUGGGACUUGAAAUCCUCCCUUAAUGAAGUCACACCUCCGUCCGCUUCCACCCGGUCGGCCCAUGGCAGAGCCCCCAUGGAGCCCAGGAAUCGGCUUGGCCCUUCGGGGAGGUCAGCGUCCUUACUAUCCCCACUCUCCAGUGCGGCACAUUCGCUCCACUAGGACUCCGGCCGGUUGCUGGCCCCAGGCGGUGCUUCUCCCCACCACUGCCCAGCUCAGCUCAGCCCAGCCCAGCCCACUCUGCCCUUAGAGAACCUUCUCCCCAAAGACUCACUCCAGAAGUCUCGCCCUCGUGCAGCUGAGGAGCCUGGGAUCCCAGACCUGAACCAGUGAAACCCCCGCCCCCGAAGAAUGGGUAAGACGUUUUCCCAGCUGGGCUCUUGGCGGGAGGAUGAGAACAAGUCAAUCCUGUCCUCCAAACCAGCCAUUGGCAGCAAGGCUGUCAGCUACUCCAGCACCGGUAGCAGCAAGUCUUUUUGUUCCUGUGUGCCUUGUGAAGGAACUGCUGGUGCCAGCUUCGUGACUUGUCCCACCUGCCAGGGCAGUGGCAAGAUUCCCCAAGAGCUGGAGAAGCAGUUGGUGGCUCUCAUCCCCUAUGGGGACCAGAGGCUGAAGCCCAAGCACACGAAGCUCUUUGUGUUCCUCGCUGUGCUCAUCUGCCUGGUGACCUCCUCCUUCAUCGUCCUUUUCCUGUUUCCCCGGUCCAUCAUUGUGCAGCCUGCAGGCCUCAACUCCUCCACAGUGGCCUUUGAUGAGGCUAACAUCUACCUCAACAUAACGAAUAUCUUAAACAUCUCCAAUGGCAACUACUACCCCAUUAUGGUGACACAGCUGACCUUCGAGAUUCUGCAUCUGUCCCUCGUGGUGGGGCAGGUUUCUAACAACCUUCUCCUACACAUUGGCCCUUUGGCCAGUGAACAGAUGUUUUACACAGUAGCCACCAAGAUACGGGAUGAAAACACGUACAAAAUCUGUACCUGCCUGGAAAUCAAAGUCCACCAUGUGCUUUUGCACAUCCAGGGCACCCUGACCUGUUCAUACCUGAGCCAUUCAGAGCAGCUGGUCUUUCAGAGCUAUGAAUAUGUGGACUGCCGAGGAAACGCAUCAGUGCCCCACCAGCUGACCCCUCACCCACCGUGACCUGUCUGCUGUCCCUGUACUCCAGGCACCUGCAACCCUGGUCUAUAUCUCCCACAACUCCAUGGUGACUAAGGAAGGACUACAGAGGCUUUGCCAAAGGAGAAGCCCUGCUUCAUUACACCCUUACCUCCCACCCCCUCAGCACAGGAAGCUUGCUUUGAAGUUAACUUCAUACACACACACUCAUAUCCUCCAGUUUUCCCCAGAUUCUUUUAGGGGCUGCCAUCAGAUUCUGCCCUUGGUUAGUCUUUUUUUUUUUUUUUGGUAGAGACAGUCUCACUGUUGGUCCAGGUUGGUCUUGAACUCCUGGGCUCAAGCGAUCCUCCCUUCUUGGCCUCCCAAAGCACUUGGAUUACAGAUGUGAGCCACUGUGCCUGGCUGGUCUUUCUUGAGGAAAAUCUGACCUGGCAUUUUCUUGAGGCACCUUAGAUUCCCUGGAGUGGCACCUGGCCUUUCUGUACUGAGCACCUGCUCGGUCUGAAGGGGCCAUUUCACCCCAGCUCCAUCAGGGCUGGCCGUCCUGUCUGAAUGUGGAGAGAGCUGUAGUUUUAUCUGGCUUUUAAAACAUAGACCUGCCGGCUGGGCGCAGUGGCUUACGCCUGUAAUCCCAGUACUUUGGGAGGCCGAAGCGGGUGGAUCACUUGAGGGCAGGAGUUCGUGACCAGCCUGGCCAACAUGGUGAAACCUUGUCUCUACUAAAAAUACAAAAAUUAGCCGGGUGUGGUGGCACGCGCCUGUAAUCCCAGCUACUAGGGAGGCUGAGGCAGGAGAAUCACUUGAAACCGGAAGGCAGAGGUUGCAGUGAGCCAAGAUCAUGCGACUGCACUCCAGACUGGGCAAAAGAGCAAAACUCUGUCUCAAAAAAAAAAAAGGAAACUUUUCAAGUUUUCUACCCUCUGAUAAGAAAAUUUGGGGAUAUCCAGUGCCAUCUCCAAGGACUUUCAGGGGAAUCACUUGAAACCGGAAGGCAGAGGUUGCAGUGAGCCAAGAUCAUGCGACUGCACUCCAGACUGGGCAAAAGAGCAAAACUCUGUCUCAAAAAAAAAAAAAGGAAACUUUUCAAGUUUUCUACCCUCUGAUAAGAAAAUUUGGGGAUAUCCAGUGCCAUCUCCAAGGACUUUCAGGGGAUCAUAGAUGCUUUUCUGUGCCUAUCUGCUUUGACCAUGUGAAAAAGUGAUAGUCUGCUUCUCUCUGGUAACUUGUCUGCCACCCAUCUGAUAGUAAGAUUAGCCAAGGCCCUUUAGCCCUCUGUCCUUUCUGGUUAUUGACUGUUCCUGGUUCCUAGAAAGACAGAGUUGUUCUCCAGCUAAAGCGUCUUCUCUCUAUAAAGCAGUUUUACUAUUCUUUUCAUAGCGGGAGCCAAAAUAGUAGAGGAGGGGAGGGAGGCACCUGGCACUCUGUGGGCCUGCACAGGAAAAACAGAGCCAAAGGCAGAAUCAUUGUAUAAGAUAUUUAUUAAAGGAGAGCCUCUAAGUCCACAUCCUGAGCCCAUGUGAGGGGACACAGGUAGGUCAAACGGUGGGCCCAGCUGCUGUCAUCUGAAAGCCUGCAGGAGAUGAAGCUAUCAGUAUCCAGCUGAAGGCUGCUGGGUUCUGUUCCACCACCACCUUAGCACCAGGGCCCACUCUGGUCCCAGAGGCCUCAUCUCUCCUUGGGCUUUGACAAUGUGGAGCAGCACAUCAGCAGGGACUGCUCUAGACCCUCCCUUUCCUGUCACUCAGCUGGGGCUAAGCCCCAGAUAACCCCUAGGUUCCCACUGGCUCCUAGUAGAAAUGGUUUCUGUACUUUAGCAGAACAGGAAGGAUAUUUGUUCAUUAAAGGUGGCUUGGUCUUACAGCUGGGUGCAGUGGUAUAUACCUAUAGUCCCAGCUACUCAGGAAGCUGAGGUGGGAGGAUCUCUGGAGCCCAGGAGUUGAAGUUUAACAUGAGCAGCAACAUUAGCAAGACCCCGUUUAAAAAAAAAAAAGAGCCGGGCAUAGUGGCGCACACCUGUAAUCCCAGCUACUCAGGAGGCUGAGGCAGGAGAAUCACUUGAACCCGGGAGGCAGAGGUUGCAGUGAGCCAAGAUUGCGCCACUGCACUCCAGCCUGGGCAACAGAAGUGAGACUCUGUCUCAAAAAAAAAAAAAAAAAAAAAAGAUGGCUGUCUCUUUAUCAUUCAGACAGAAAGAUGAACACAGGUGAGCGGGGAGAGCUAAAUUUGAAGUAGGAUGCAUGGAGAGGGAGAAGUGGUGACAGAACUUGGUAACAAGCUGGCUGGGGGAACGAGGGGAAGGAAGGAGACUGCUGUCUCCAAGCUGAGGUCAGGGUGGUGUUGGCAAGAGCGCAAAAGUCCAGGGAAGCCAGGCUGGAGCUGCUGUGUAUAGACUGCCAAAUGCGAAGUAUUUAUAUUGUAUUCAAUAAACUAUACUUAAGAGUGUUCAAAAAA